AUGUUUCCACGACUACACCGCCUGGUGGUUUGUGUUCUCGUCUUAUGUAUGACGCGGAAUGUUUUCUCCAGAUCAUCUCAAAUAUCGGAUUUAAAAUCCAAAAUAUCUGGGGUUGAGGAGCUGUUGGAGGAAUUUCGCAAACAGCUGCAGCAAGAUCAGGCUUAUUCAAGAGACGAUGAAACGGGAGACGUGUGUUUGAAUGAUUUCAACGCCGUGGAAGAGCACAUCAUCCGAGCGAGAGACUCUAUAGAACACGGUGCCACAUUUCUCUCGGCUCCGAACAGAGUGUACAGUUGGGAAGAUUGCCUACACGCCUGCUGCGCUGAUCCGCACUGCACCGUGGCGGUGAUGCAGGAGGAUCUGAAGCAGUCGAGCGAAAGCCUCAGCUGUUACUUGUUCAAUUGUACUUACAGGAACAAAAAUGUCUGCUCGUUCUCUUAUCAGCAAGGGUUCAGCAUCUACAGUCGCGUGCACAACAGUACGAGGGUCCUCUCCCUUGCGGUGACCAGUCCCGGAAUAAGCAAACACGGCAACUCAAUUAAGAAAGUCCUGGACGAGACUCCGGCGGAUGAUUCUUUAAUGCAAGAUACGGAUGAACCUCCACGCAGUGAUGCUGGACAAGAUGUAGUUGUCCAGUUACCCACAGACUGGGCAGUGUUAGAUGGGAGGGACAGUAUCGAUGACCACGGAGUCACACGCUACGAGUGGGCCUUGGUCAAAGGUGACCCCACAGUUACCAUGAAGGUGACUCAUCCAGGACUUUUAAAGAUCAGUGACCUGCAAGAAGGAGUUUACACCUUUCAGAUGACAGUCACAGACACAGCCGGGCAGAAAAGCUCAGACAAUGUUUCCGUCACAGUGCUAGCACCAGAACACCAAGCAGAAGUGUGUACUGGUCACUGCACCCGUUACCAGUUCUUGUGUGAUGAUGGUUGCUGCAUUGACAUCAGUUACGCCUGCGAUGGCAAGCAGCAGUGUCCGGACCGGUCCGAUGAAGCGUUCUGCCAGAACUUCGAUGGAGGUCGUAAGACCAUAACUCAUUCAGAUGGUCCUCCCACCCCACCUCAGACUCCCGCUCAACCCGAUCCGUCAGAGGACCGUGCCAAGGUGCUCAAAGCACCCAAAAACUCUCAGCAGUUGGACAGAGGUCACUCCUCACUCCCUUCUCCUCCACAACCUCCCAAACAACCCGACAGCGGAGUCAGUCAAGAGCCCUGUUCGAUGCCCCCUGUGGUGGGACCCUGUAAAGGUGUUUUUCCGCGCUGGUAUUAUGACCCUGCAGCAGGAGAGUGUAAACAUUUCUUAUACGGAGGCUGUAAAGGGAAUCACAACAACUUCCUUCAGGAGCUGGACUGUGUCAAAGAGUGCAUUCAAAGACCUGGUCUCAGAUCACCCAUCUCCGAGGUCAAACCACAGAAUGACCUCCGAUUAUCCAAACUGGGCCACCCACCACCUGAAUCAGGUGCUAUCCUGCCAUUGGCUCUGGGGUUGAUCAUCAGUGCAUUAUUGCUGCUAAUGGUUGGCUGUCGCUUGCGGCUCGUUCGACGUAGGCUGAAGAAAGCCCGCCCACUCACUACCGAGGAGUCUGAUUACCUCAUCAAUGGCAUGUACCUCUAA
This is a messenger RNA of Chanos chanos (milkfish), 1617 nucleotides long. It is a transcript of the gene lrp11, whose product is annotated as low density lipoprotein receptor-related protein 11. NCBI's taxonomy places the organism in Eukaryota, Metazoa, Chordata, Actinopteri, Gonorynchiformes, Chanidae. The record is from RefSeq and is a predicted model, not a curated record. Gene Ontology annotation, molecular function: serine-type endopeptidase inhibitor activity; protein binding. Bases 1 to 1617 code for a protein of 538 amino acids. The transcript has 9 exons.